This is a messenger RNA of Penicillium arizonense, 354 nucleotides long. RefSeq lists its product as uncharacterized. Bases 1 to 354 code for a protein of 117 amino acids. The transcript is spliced from 2 exons. The record is from RefSeq and is a predicted model, not a curated record. Lineage: Eukaryota; Fungi; Ascomycota; Eurotiomycetes; Eurotiales; Aspergillaceae.
AUGUGGUAUUCUGCUGGUGCGGCAGAUGGUCAACACAAGGGGCUGGUGUUACACAAAGCUGGAGUGAAAGGAAUAGACUAUGACACUAUUGUGUCAGACCCGCUGGCAACCCGCUACGUUGCCCAAUAUAUGCACCGAACCGGCCUUCUUACUCAGUUUCAACAUACUAAUCAGAAAGAGUCCGAUGAUGAAUCCGGAGACCAUGAGGUCAUGGAGCAGAGUCCUGAAGACGCUGGGUACCCACCACCGCUUGCUACCACGUUUGAGGAAGGCGAGAGCCCCACUCAGAUAUUCGAAUACACGCUGCCUGACCGGGCACUGACCAACGAUGAACAGCAAUCGAGGCUGAAGUGA